This is a messenger RNA of Eimeria tenella, 465 nucleotides long. RefSeq lists its product as uncharacterized. Bases 1 to 465 code for a protein of 154 amino acids. The record is from RefSeq and is a predicted model, not a curated record. The transcript has 3 exons. Lineage: Eukaryota; Apicomplexa; Conoidasida; Eucoccidiorida; Eimeriidae.
AUGCAACUCAGGAAAAGUUCCUGGGUGAGGCCUUUUCUGCGCGUCGAGCUGCUGCAGCAGCAAAUGCAGCAAACGCUCUCAGGCCAGCUGGCUGGAGCUGUCAUUGGGGGCGCAGCACAGUCGCUGCUGAGUGCACAGGCUGCUGCCGCAACGCGCAGCACCUACGGCGAAAUGGAAUCCGACCUCGCCCUCCCUCUGGCCCAAAACACUGCAGAGCUGAAGGCAGAAAGGCUUCGACUAAUGCAGGAGUUGUCGCUGUUGACGGCGAAGACGCGGCAGCUGUUCGACAGUUUGCACCCGGACCUCGCAAACGCGCCCCUCCUCAUCGUCGCCAAGACAGAAGACGAUGACAAGCGCAAUGAAACCAACAAACUCGACGCAAAAGGCAAAAAAUUUGAACUUGAAUUCGCAGCGCACGCCCACACGCCGCCCCAGGAAAGCAGGACGCCAUGGCCGGGAUCAUGA